GUAAUUCAUUUCUCUUAUAGGCAUUGAAUAAAAGUAGAGGUUGCCAAUCUACUGAAAAUUUCCUUUGACACACUCAGAAGCCAACACUGAUAACAAUGUAUUUUCUGGCAUUCGUGCUCUCUUGCUUUGGUUCCAGUGUUUUGGCGAAUGAUUAUUUUCAUUCUCUUUAUCUGGACCGCAACAAAACUUAUCACCUUUCAUGGAAAUUCAAUAAAUCUCACAUUGAAUUCCAUACUGAAGUUAAAACACUCGGUUAUGUGAUGCUAGGCUUGUCAACGGACGGUAACUUGGAAAACGCCGAUGUCUUCUUUGCGGGAGUUUCUAACGGACAACCUUAUUCAUCGAAUUAUUAUGGCAAUAGUGACGGAAAAUUGUCCUUACAACCAAUCAGUGAAUGGCAUCUUAUGUACUCCAAUGAGUCUAACAUGGAAACAACAUUGACAUUCUCUAGAGAACUUUCUGGGCCAAAUAUGAAGAUGAAUAUCACACAAAAUACAAUGAGAGUCCUGUGGGGCUACGGUAAGACAGACAAUGUAAGUGACAACUUGCAACCGGAUGGCGUCAAAAGUCUGUAUCUGCUUCAAGAACAGUUGCCUGAGCCAGUAAUGCCAAACGAUACAUUUGCUAUACAAUUCAGAAUGAAUGAUACUCGAAUUCCAAAGUCAAAAACUACUUAUUGGUGUAAAACGUUUGAAACACCACAACUUGACGAGCAAGUACAUGCUAUUGUGUUUUCUCCUUACAUCCAAGAAGGAAAUGAAGCUUUUGUUCACCAUAUCGUAGUAUAUGGCUGCUACAGAAACACUACGAAAGGAAAUAAUAAUGAAUAUGAUGGAAAAUGCUAUUCAGAAAAUAUGCCGAUUGACUGGAACAACUGUAUCGAAGUUGUUUUCGGAUGGGCAAUUGGAGGCUCGAAAUUCGUUCUCCCUAAACAUACUGGAAUGUCUUUUGGAGGUAAAGAUGAUCCUGUAUACUAUUUAUUGGAAAUGCAUUACGAUAAUCCACAAGAGAAGGAAGGCGUGCUCGAUUCCUCCGGAAUAGACAUAACUCUUACUAAAUCUAAACGUCAAUACAAUGUUGGAAUGUUAUCAGUGGGAUAUGUUGUACAACGAACUAAGCAAUUAAUUCCACCUUAUGCCAAAGAAUUCAAAUAUUACGGACACUGUGAGGCGUGUGGGUCUAUGAUUACACCUGAAAGAAAUAGCCAAUGGAAUGAGGACGGAGUUAAGAUGUUUGCCGUUCUACUUCAUGCACACCUGGCAGGGAGAAAGAUAAGGGUUCGUCAUAUUCGCAAUGGUAAACUGCUUCCUGAUGUUAUGUAUGAUGAAAAUUACGAUUUCAAUUACCAAGAACUGAGGUACAUGAAGAAGGAGAGUUUUCUUUCACAGGGUGACAUCCUACAAACAGAAUGUGUUUAUGAUACUACACAAAGAACCAAAUUUACAAAAGGUGGUCUUGGCACUGAGGAGGAGAUGUGUCUAGCAUUUAUACUGAUUUAUCCACGAACAAAAUUAAAAUACUGUGUCACUGAUGUAGAGUAUGACAGGAAUAUAAUCAAUAUGGACCCACUGCACUAUAAAAAUAACGAGGAUGCUAUUAAAAAAAUGGAAUUAAUAGUCAACGGUUUGGAGCCUAAAACCAAUUUUACACAAAUAUGUUCUGAUAGGUCAAGUAGUGUUAAAUUUAAGAAUCGACCAUUCCCAGUAAUUAAAUCUGAUGGUCCGUUAACUAUACUACCGCCGUCAAUUCCACAACCGUAUUUAAGUUUAGACAAUAAGAUAUUUGUAUACGGUUCUCAUUUGAAGCAGUCAGACAAUCUAUUGAUCAAAAGUGAAUGCAUUAUGUCACUUUCGUUCAGUUUUUUUUAUAUAUUUACUUCCGUUACCAUACAACUAAUCAGGACACAAUCGUAAAUUUAGUUUUUAUCUAACGUUUUUUCUUAUUCCAGAGAUGUUAGUUAGUUAGUUAAUUAUUUGGCUCAAAAAGCAAAAAGCAAGGCCAUGUAGGGGGACAUGGAGUUAUGUACAGGAUGGUGUUCAUGUAAAAAGUUCGGUAUCUUGACUAUCUCGUCCGGCAGCUUAUUCCACGGAUCCGCAACCCGGACGGAAAAGGGAACUGAUUAUAUAAUAAUACGAAAAUCCUUUCUAGUGAGAGGCACAACAUCUAGAAUUUUGGGGGAGAAAUUUAGUCGGUCACAUCGACCAGAGUGCUUAAAUGGUCCUUAUUUCGUCCAUCCCGAAAUAAUUAUUACCUUAUUAUUUUUAAAUGUUGAAUUAAAAUGGGAGUUGCCUUUAUAAUUUAUAAUAAUUUUUAGGUUUAUGAAAUUGAAAUUGAUUUUAGAGGGGUUAGAGAAUUUAUCAUUAUCUUUUAUUUUAAUAUUUAUUUGAUAAUAUAUCAAGGGUUUUAAUUUUUUUAAAGAUUUUGGACGAGUGGUUUAAUAAUAUUGUAAAGUUACAAGUCGGUGAUUUUUUCUUCUUUUGUUUUAGUAUUAUGUUUUGUGGUGGUUAUUAUAAUUUUUUGUGGAGAAUUUAAUAAUAUUUUAUUUGUUUUUUGAAAUUUCGUUAAUUCUUAUUUUGUUAUUAAUAUUAAGUUGAGUUUAUCAGCCUGAACGAUUACAAGCUUGUAUUAUAUAAUAUCAUAUACAAUUAGAAUUUCUUUGACUUUAUUGUGUUUAUUAUUAUUAGGUUAUCGAGAGGGAUCUUACAGAAUGAGUAUUAUUAAUUGUUUAUUUUUGGGUAACGUUAAUUGAUAUGGGAUUUUUGGUUUGUUAUUGGCUUUUUUAGUAAAAUUACCUAUUUAUUCUUUUCAUUUGUGAUUGCCUAAAACUCAUGUAGAGGCUCCUGUUUCGGGUCAGUAAAUUUGGCUAG
Octopus sinensis (East Asian common octopus) is the source of this 2867-nucleotide messenger RNA. Its product is annotated as DBH-like monooxygenase protein 1. The coding region runs from base 96 to 1913 and encodes 605 amino acids. Gene Ontology annotation, cellular component: secretory granule membrane. The record is from RefSeq and is a predicted model, not a curated record. The transcript is spliced from 12 exons. NCBI's taxonomy places the organism in Eukaryota, Metazoa, Mollusca, Cephalopoda, Octopoda, Octopodidae. Gene Ontology annotation, biological process: norepinephrine biosynthetic process; dopamine catabolic process; octopamine biosynthetic process. Gene Ontology annotation, molecular function: dopamine beta-monooxygenase activity; copper ion binding.